Messenger RNA from Spea bombifrons (plains spadefoot toad), 2683 nucleotides. It is a transcript of the gene PDXDC1, whose product is annotated as pyridoxal dependent decarboxylase domain containing 1. Gene Ontology annotation, cellular component: intracellular membrane-bounded organelle. Lineage: Eukaryota; Metazoa; Chordata; Amphibia; Anura; Pelobatidae. Gene Ontology annotation, molecular function: pyridoxal phosphate binding; carbon-carbon lyase activity. The transcript has 23 exons. Bases 143 to 2467 code for a protein of 774 amino acids. The record is from RefSeq and is a predicted model, not a curated record. Gene Ontology annotation, biological process: carboxylic acid metabolic process.
CGUCAGCGCUGCCAGCGUGGAGACGGAGAGCAGGAAGAGCUAGCGAGGCGGAAGUACGAUCAGGAAUUCUACCGGAGACCGGAGCGGGCGGAGGGCGAGAGAGGCAGCUGUCAUAGGAGAGAGGUGUAUCCCAGGAAGCAGCAUGCAGAGACCUUUCACUCAGGUGGUUGACCCGACCUUGGCGGAAAUGGGGAAGAAUCUUAAUGAAGCCAUGCAAAUGUUGGAGGGUAACCAGAGGUCAGAGGAGGAAGAGAGAGAUGGCAAGAAAUAUUCAAGGAAAGAUAUACCUGGACCUCUGCAAGGCGGCGGUCAGGAUAUGGUUAGCAUUCUCCAGCUGAUUCAGAAUCUCAUGCAUGAAGAUGAAGAGGAAGAAUCGCAGUCUUACAGAAGAAUUCAGAACGUUGGUGAACAGGGCCACAUGGCACUCCUCGGGCAUAGCCUAGCGGCUUAUAUCUCUGUGCUGGGCAGAGAGCGACUCAGAAAGCUGACCACCAGAAUUCUGUCUGAUACAACCCUAUGGCUCUGUAGACUGUUCAGAUAUGAAAAUGGCUCUGCAUAUUAUCAUGAGGAUGAUCGAGAGGGUCUUCUGAAAGUCUGCAGGCUUGUUAUACAUUCUCGCUAUGACGAUUACACUACAGAAGGAUUCAACGCUUUAUAUAACAAUCAACCUGUCAUUUACAUUAGUGCUGCUUCUAGGCCAGGCCUGGGCCAGUCACUCUGUAAUCAGCUCGGGCUUCCUCUCUCCUGUCUGUGCCGUGUGCCUUGUAACACCAUGUUUGGGUCCCAGCAUCAAAUGGAUGUUGCUUUGUUAGACCGACUUCUUAAAGAUGACCUCCAGUCAGGAAAAUGCCCUCUUCUUCUGGUGGCUAAUGCUGGAACACCGGGCGCCGGGCACACAGAUAAGCUGGGAAGACUGAAAGAACUUUGUGACCAGUACAAUGUGUGGCUACACGUGGAAGGAGUAAAUCUGGCAACUCUGGCUUUAGGUUACGUCAGUUCUGCUGUAUUGGCUGCCACUAAAUGCGACAGCAUGACUUUGACCCUGGGUCCUUGGUUAGGACUCCCGGCGGUACCUGCGGUAACUUUAUACCGGCACGAGGAUCCAUCGCUGUCUCUGGCUGCAGGCCUGACAUGUAGCCAGCCCGUAGAGAAGCUCCGAGCCCUGCCUCUGUGGUUAUCCCUGCAGUACCUCGGUCAUAAUGGGAUCGUUGAGCGGAUAAAUCACGCGUCUCAGCUGAGUCAGAAGCUGUUUGAUAAUUUAAAGGAUUUGAGCUAUAUUAAGACAUCGGUUGAAAAUGAUGGUAGCUCUUCUGUGAUUGUCUUUAAAUUCAACUAUGAAGGCUCAAAAUCAGAUUCAACGUUGAAUUUGAGCACUAUUGAAAGAGAAUCGGAUUCUAUGAACCAGUGGUUAGGAGACCAGCUAGCUGUGCUUGUUCCAUCUUGCGGUGUGGACAUUGUGGAACUUGAAGAUGAAGGCACUUGUGUGAGAUUUAAUCCACUAAUGACAUCAUCUGUUCUAGGCACCACAGGCGAGGACAUAGAUCACUUGAUUGAAUGCAUAAAGGAGAAGAUCCCAGUUGUUCUGAACACGUUACAACUGAAAGAAGAAUUCAGACAAGAGGUUGAAAGGAUAGCAGGACUCUCCUAUAUUCUUGACUACAGCUGGCCAGGUCUCGGCAUUGUAAGGUACGAUCAUAACAGUGAAGAAAUGGAUGAUGCUAAGCGUGAAGCAGAACAAGAGAAGAUUAAUGCUACUCUCUUGAAGAAGCUAAACGAACUGGAAUCUGAUCUCUCCUUUUCUUCCGGACCCGAGUUUGGGGCGGAAAAGAACUGUAUAUAUGUUGGAAUGGUGUCGGAGGACGUAGAUGUUUCAGAGCUGGCAGAAACCAUAGCAGCAUUGGGCAGAGACAUUGAAGAAAACUCCAAGCUGCUGGAGAACAUGACCGAAGUUGUUAGGAAAGGUAUUCUGGAAGCAGAGGAGCAGCUGCAGAAGGCUAAUGAAGAAAGACUUCUGGAAGAGGGUGUUCUACGACAGAUCCCAUUAGUUGGGUCUGUACUCAACUGGCUCUCUCCAGUUCAAGCCACACCGAAGGGCAGAACAUUCAACUUAACAGCAGCAUCACUUGAAUCAACAGAACCAACUUAUCUCUUUAAAGCACAGACGACUGGAACAACACCGCCUGCAACUCCCACCUCUGGACACGCUAGACUGCCAGGUCAAAAGUUGUUUAAAAGACUGUCCAGAAACUCCGAUGCUAUGAGCGAGACCAGCUCAAUAAGUCAUUUGGAGGAAGUGGAGAACAUGGAUGCUCUCUCUGCUCCGGACGUGCAGCAGCCAUCAAUCCAUCCCGCCGUAGAAGCCAUGUCCGUGAAGCCAGGGACCCCGGACAGUGAAACCCCCAGUGAGGAAUCGCAAGAGCCAGAGGUCCUUAAUCUUAAAACAGAAGAGUCAGAAAGUGUAAGAUAAAAUGAGCCUUUCCUGACAUGAACUCUCGUGGUAUAUGGGGGUAACUGAUUGAAAAAUGUGAACAGUGCCACACAAUCCUACAGUAGAAAGUACUGUAACUAAAUUAUUAACAUAUCUGCACAAAUAUACAUUAAUCAGAGGCUUUUCUUGUCAUGUGUAAUGAGUUUGGGAAUAUUGUUCUUACAAAUUUAUGGGAUUUGUUUCCAUCUUCAGCAA